AUGGCCCAUACUAAGAAAGGAAAGAAUCCAUAUGCGGCUGAGACGGAAGCACGAUCUCAAUUUGGAAUUAUAGAUUUUAUCCGAAUUGUAGGAGGAUUAAUCCUUUUGAAUGCAUUCCUUUCAUGGUGGUUUACCUCUACUUCAUUAUGGGGCUAUGAAGGGAAAUGGCUGAAUAUUCGAUAUAUUAAUUUUAAAUUAUCUCCAUUAAGUCAAUAUGUUAAUUUUACUACGGAAGAAUUAUCUAUAUAUAAUGGAUCUAAUAUUAAAUUACCAAUUUAUGUUGCAGUUAAUGGUAGUGUAUAUGACGUAACUAGUUCACCAGCAAUUUAUGGUCCAAAGGGUACUUAUCAUAAACUUAGUGGUAAAGAUUGUGCUCGAGUAUUUGUUACUGGAUGUUUUCAAAAUGAUAAUGAAUUUACUUAUGAUCUUAGAGGGUUAGAUGAAAUAGAAGUCGAACAUGAUUUAAAUCAAUGGAAACAUUUCUUUGAAGAUAGUAAUAAAUAUUGGUAUGUAGGAAAAGUUCAUCAUCAACCAGUACAUGGUGAACCUCCUGCACCUUGUGAUCAUAUUAAGUUUCCAGGAUACCAUAAUCGAGGUAAUAACAAUAAGAAAAAAGGUUGA
Molecule: messenger RNA, 621 nt
Organism: Scheffersomyces amazonensis
Lineage: Eukaryota; Fungi; Ascomycota; Pichiomycetes; Serinales; Debaryomycetaceae
Exons: 1
Coding region: 1-621 (206 amino acids)
Cellular component (GO): endomembrane system; membrane
Source: RefSeq, a predicted model, not a curated record